GAGUCCAAGCUGGAGUCGGUUUCACUCGAGUCACGAGCUAAGCUUGGAGGCUCACUCUUCUCCUUCCCGCUAUGCUUUAAACUUGAAAAUUCGGCUGAAGCUCCUCGUUACAGUCGCCCCUAGCCUACCGUACUUUUCAGUGUUGUACGGACGCUUCUUUAUUAAUACAUUCUACAGAGUGAUUUCGGAAGCAAGGAGAGUGGAUAAGAAAUGGUGACAGGUGGAGGUUCUCUGUCAGCGGCGGCUCAACAAGCUGAGCAACUGAAACUCCUCGGAAACUUUUACUUCAAGAAAGAACAUUUUGGGGCCGCCAUCGAUGCUUAUACCGAGGCAAUCACUCUGUGCCCUAACAUUCCGGUUUAUUGGACGAAUCGUGCUCUGUGUCACCGUAAGCGCAAUGACUGGGCUAGAGUAGAGGAAGACAGUCGGAGAGCUAUUCAACUGGACAACAAGUCAGUCAAGGGUCAUUACUUCUUGGGGCUUGCAUUGCUGCAGAGACAAGAAUAUACCGAAGGGAUCAGAGAAUUGGAAAAGGCUUUGGAUCUUGGGAGGGGUGCCGAUCCUAAUGGCUAUAUGGUAGAGGAGAUCUGGCAGGAGCUUGCAAAAGCAAAAUACAUUGACUGGGAAAGUGCAUUUGUCAAGAGAUCAUGGGAAUUGCAGCAUUUGAAGGAAGCUUGUGAGUUAGCUCUAACAGAAAAGCAUUUUCGUGACGUCUCUCAAAUGGAAGGGUUUAUUGAUCAAGCUGAAGCUGAGCACUCAAAACAACUUCUUGCUUUAGAGAGAGUUUUCCGUGGAGCUGCAGAGGCUGACAUGCAUACUGAGGUCCCAGAUUACUUAUGCUGUAGAAUCACUCUCGAUAUCCUUCGAGAUCCUAUAAUUACUCCAAGUGGACAUACAUAUGAAAGGGCAGUAAUUCUUCAACACCUUCAAAAGAGCAAGUCUGAUCCAGUUACGCGGGAACCACUUCAUCCAUCGCAGCUUGUACCAAACUUGGCUAUAAAGGAAGCAGUUCAGGCAUUCUUGGACAAACAUGGGUGGGCAUACAAGCCAUAGGUGAUCAUUGAACUUUGAGGUUAACAGAUAAUUGUAUGUUCGUUAGGUGGAUAUAUAGGGCUUUUAUUGAAUCUUGAAAAUGUAUUGGGGGGACAUAUAUAGAAAAGAUAGAGUAAAAAGAUAAUAAAUAGAUUUUUUAUGCAGGUUUUGAUUCUUUUGUGUUGCUA
Messenger RNA from Prosopis cineraria, 1220 nucleotides. RefSeq names its product E3 ubiquitin-protein ligase CHIP-like. Gene Ontology annotation, cellular component: cytoplasm. Gene Ontology annotation, molecular function: protein-folding chaperone binding; ubiquitin protein ligase activity. Gene Ontology annotation, biological process: positive regulation of proteolysis; protein quality control for misfolded or incompletely synthesized proteins; cellular response to misfolded protein. The coding region runs from base 211 to 1053 and encodes 280 amino acids. The transcript has 8 exons. NCBI's taxonomy places the organism in Eukaryota, Viridiplantae, Streptophyta, Magnoliopsida, Fabales, Fabaceae. The record is from RefSeq and is a predicted model, not a curated record.